CGUAAAAUUAACUCGAAAUUCCAUCCGAGCAUAAUUUCCGAAGGUUUAAGUUGUUCUCGAAUUUCAAGCAAGCAACGUAUUCUCUCUCUUCCUGUGUUUCAUGCUUUUCACUUUCUGCGCACUUCCCAUUUUCUGAUUUUUUUAUUCCGCUGCAUUGAUCUCCAUUUUCUGUUGAUUACUCUAUAGAUUACUCAUCAUCACUGUUUCCAAUUUCAUCAUAACUUCAUUUUUGGCUUUACGUCUCCCAUUUAUUUCUUCAGAUCCGCUUUAAGUGUGCUUGCUUUAUUUCCUGUACCAAGAAUCAAUUAUGUGGAAGUUUAAGCCCUUCACGCAAAAGGAACAAACAGGACUUGAGGGCCGUUAUAUUGAUAUUGGUAACAUCAAAGUUCAUGUCAAGAAUGUCAUCGCCGAAGGAGGAUUCUCCUGUGUUUACUUGGCUAAAGAUGCCUUGAAUGCAUCAAAACAGUAUGCUUUAAAACAUAUGAUUUGCAAUGACCAGGAGUCAUUGGAUCUGGUAACGAAGGAGAUCCAAGUGUUUAAAUCUCUCAAAGGACAUCCUAAUAUAGUUGCACUUGAGUCUCAUACUAUUUUGGACAUGGGUAGGACAAAGGAAGCCCUUCUAGUGAUGGAAUAUUGUGAGAAAUCUCUGGUAAACGUUUUGGAGAGUAGAGGAGCUGAUUUCUUUGAUGAGAAACAAGUCCUAACAAUUUUUAUAGAUGUUUGUAAUGCAGUCUUUGCAAUGCAUUGCCAUUCUCCACCGAUUGCACACCGUGACUUGAAAGCAGAGAAUCUUUUGCUGGGCUCAAAUGGAUCAUGGAAAUUGUGCGACUUUGGUAGUACUUCUACCAAUCACAAACGUUUUGAAAAGCCUGAAGAAAUGGGCAUUGAAGAAGACAUCAUCAGGAAGCAUACUACACCUGCUUAUAGAGCACCUGAGAUGUGGGAUCUGUUCCGAAGAGAUCUUAUAAGUGAGAAAGUGGACAUUUGGGCUCUUGGUUGUUUACUCUACCGUAUUUGCUAUCUUAAAUCUGCAUUUGAUGGCGAGUCCAAGCUACAGAUUCUGAAUGGAAAUUAUCGCAUCCCAGAUGUACCAAAGUACAGUGCGCCAAUUAUUUAUUUAAUUCGAGACAUGCUCAACUCUUCCCCAGAGUGUAGACCAGACAUUACACAGGUCUGGUUUCGGGUCAAUGAGCAACUGCCAGUUGGAUCACAAAAGUCACUACCUGAUCGGCCACCCAAUAUGUGUGAGACGGCUUCAAAUUUGACUGAAGGUUCAAGAAUCUCCAAGACAUCUCGGGCUUCAAAUCCUGUGCCUCGUAGAAGCCCGCCACCUGUGCCAUCAAGUGAACCAUCUAAUUGGACAAAUUCAAAUCCUUCAAGGAGCGGGCUUACAGGGGCAGCAUCAGUUGGUUCUUUUUGGUCAACCGAGCAUGCUAAGGACUCUCUUGUCCGGGAGGACAGAGGUGCACCAAUAUUUGAUGAUAAAUCUCCAACCCUGAAAAAGGAUAGGAGCCCAUUGGAAAAACGUUAUUCGCCAGGAACUGGUCUUUCUGUGAGGGAAAGCAGUCAGGUUAAUCCAAUGAAAUCUGGUAGUACAACUUUUGUAAAUGAAGCCUUCAACACUUUUGUUGCUGAUUUCGAUACUGCUAAAUUGAGCCCAACAGCUACCAGCAGUGGCAUGAAAUCUGAGAAGGAUAAUUCCUUGGAGGCUGAGAUAGAGAGAUUGCGGGAGCAAUUGAAGCAAGCCAUUGCAGAAAAAGCAGAGGUCACUUCAAAAUAUGAAAAGCUUACUGCAAUAUGUCGAUCACAACGCCAAGAAUUACAGGAGCUGAAGCAGGCUUUGGCUGCUAAAACUCCAUCACCAAAAAAAGACGUCGUAAGGAACCAAUCAUCUUCUAGUAAUCAAACCGCCACUUAUCAGAGAGCAAAAACCGAAAGUACUGUGUGGGACAAGUAUUCCACAAAUUCAGAAUCGAAGCCACGGCAAGCCUUUGCCAAUGAUGCUAAUACACCGACAUCUAUAGUUGAUCCUCCCAAGUCUGUAAGGACUAGGAAUGGUCACUCCAGCAAGCAAGAUGUUUCAGCUGGAUCGACCAAUGACGCAUGGGGUUUUGGUGAUGACAAAUUCACAGCAGCACCUGCUACUAGCUCUCGGAUAUCUAGACCUAGUGAAGGCAGUACUUCCCAGCGAUUUGGGGAUUCAAAUAAGUUCACGAGCAAGACUACGACUUCUCAACCAGCUGGGUGGGCUGGUUUCUGACUCGUUUUGAAAGGACACAGAUUUAUUUUCCUGUAAUAAUUUUGUUAAUAGAAUUCUUCUUGAUAAAACAUGUUGAUUCAUUAUUGUAUGUAGAGAAUGUCUACCUGUCGAUGACUCGUUGGCUAGCGACACAACACAUGAUCAUAGUCUUGUAAUCAAUGGGGCCUUGAUCUGUUGUAGUUUUAUCAGAUUGUGACUUGAUCUCAGUUAAAGUAUGAGGAUAUUAUUAUAUAACGUACUUGUGCAA
Messenger RNA from Amaranthus tricolor (Joseph's coat), 2507 nucleotides. RefSeq lists its product as uncharacterized. Gene Ontology annotation, cellular component: cytoplasm. Gene Ontology annotation, biological process: protein phosphorylation. Lineage: Eukaryota; Viridiplantae; Streptophyta; Magnoliopsida; Caryophyllales; Amaranthaceae. The record is from RefSeq and is a predicted model, not a curated record. Gene Ontology annotation, molecular function: protein serine/threonine kinase activity; ATP binding. The transcript is spliced from 8 exons. The coding region runs from base 308 to 2260 and encodes 650 amino acids.